Messenger RNA from Nicotiana attenuata, 1098 nucleotides. RefSeq lists its product as uncharacterized. NCBI's taxonomy places the organism in Eukaryota, Viridiplantae, Streptophyta, Magnoliopsida, Solanales, Solanaceae. Bases 1 to 1098 code for a protein of 365 amino acids. The record is from RefSeq and is a predicted model, not a curated record. The transcript has 2 exons.
AUGGAAGUACCCCCAGGUUUAGCUGUAGAUAGGCUAGGUUUGGUAUGCAAAUUGAACAAGUCCUUAUAUGGAUUGAAGCAAGCAAGCAGGCAAUGGUAUGAGAAGUUAACUGAAGCAUUCUGUUCCAGGGAAUACACACACUCUUUACUAGACUAUUCCUUGUUUUACAAGAAAUAUGGCACUUCAGUAGUAUUUGUAGCUGUUUAUGUAGAUGAUGUCCUAGUGACAAGGACUGAUUUACAAGAAAUAGAAGCACUGGCGGCUUACUUGCACAAGACUUUCAAAAUAAUGGACAUGGGAAGACCUCAUUAUUUCCUGGGACUAGAAAUCUUGUACAAGGAUGAUGGAUAUUCUGCGUUGACCUCUCCACUAGAUCCCUCAAGUAAGCUAAGUGUAGAUGAGGGGUCUCUAUUGCCUGAUCCUUCACACUUCAGAAAACUAGUGGGAAAGCUAAAUUACCUGACUAACACAAGGCUUGAUAUAUCCAAUAGUGUGCAGCAUUUGAGUCAGUACAUGCAGAGUCCUAGGGAGCCACACUUGAAAGUUGCAUAUCAUGUACUAAGGUAUCUCAAAGGUGAUCCAAACUUGGGGAUCUUUUUAUCCAACAAACAAGAUUACAAGAUUCGAGCUUUUUGUGAUUUAGACUGGGCAGCCUGCCCUGAUUUAAGAAAAUCAGUUAGUGGAUAUGUUGUAUUGCUGGGUGAUGGACCUAUCGGUUGGAAAUCUAAGAAGCAACACACUAUCUCACUGUCCUUAGCAGAAGUAGAAUACAGAGCUGCUAGACAGGUUGUGGGAGAAUUGGUGUGGUUACUCAGGCUACUCAUAGAGUUGACACCUUCCUUAACAGUCCAUGUGCCAAUCUUCUGUGAUAGCCAAGCAUCACUCCAUAUAGCCAAGAACCCUGUAUUCUAUGAACGCACAAAACAUAUAGAAGUGGACUGCCAUUUUGUGAGAGGUCAAGUACACGAGGGGCUUAUUACAUUGCACUACAUUUCCACGAAUGAGCAACUGGCAUAUAUAUUCACCAAACCUCUCACAGGAAUGAAACAUUGCAAUUUACGUAGCAAGUUGGCUGUGAGUUCCUCCCUUCCAACUUGA